Messenger RNA from Eremomyces bilateralis CBS 781.70, 1073 nucleotides. RefSeq lists its product as uncharacterized. Gene Ontology annotation, molecular function: FMN binding. The record is from RefSeq and is a predicted model, not a curated record. Bases 105 to 899 code for a protein of 264 amino acids. The transcript is spliced from 4 exons. NCBI's taxonomy places the organism in Eukaryota, Fungi, Ascomycota, Dothideomycetes, Eremomycetales, Eremomycetaceae.
UCACAAUUCCACCAUCGCGCCCCCCAACUGAGGCGCUCGCACGCGUCGCAGCUCUCCGCCAUCACCUCCUCCCUCCCGCUCCACCAGCCCGACACUUUCGCACAAUGUCCUUCUUACCUUCCGCCCCCUGGCGCGACGCCUUUCUCUCCCACAUCUCCAAGAUGCCCAUGCCAACCUUUGUCCUCUCGACGCUCCACCGCGCACCGCCUGGUUCAUUGACCGAGUGGCUCCCACGCGCACGCACCUGCGUCUUCCGUGGCAUGUGGUGCGCGUUGCCGGAGAACGAUCUCAAUAAUGCAGAGAAGAACCCGGCCGCGUUCGAGAGCGAUUGCGUCACGUUCACGACGGAUAAACGGAUGCUGAAAUAUGGAGAGAUCUUUGCGUCUGGGGAGGCACCGGCUGGCGAGGGUGUCAGUGGAGGAGGGGGGCCGGUGGAAGCGGUGUGGUGGGUGGAAGAAGUGGGAUUUCAGUGGAGGGUGAAGGGGAGGGCGUAUAUUGUAGGAAACGACAUCGACGAUGGCGGGCUAGGCGCGGCGAAGGCUAGAGAAGCAUUGCAGCAGAGAAUGGGCACCAAAGACGAGAAACAAGUAGCUGAGUGGACAUGGUCAAGAGAAUUGACGGCUCAUUUUGGCAACCUAAGCCCAACCAUGAGAGGCACGUUCAAGAGACCUCCACCAGGAACACCGGCCGAUAAGCCUUAUGACGAUAAGACCCUUCAGCUUGGUACCAAACUCAAGGGCCUCGACGACGCAGUUGCUCGAGAGAACUUCCAAGUCGUGGUGAUCGUGCCCGACGAAGUGGAGAAGCUGGAUUUAAAUGAUCCGGUCGAGGGGAGGAGGCAUAAUUACAUCUAUCAGGCUCAAUCAGGCCGGUGGCAUAUGGAAGUAUUAUGGCCUUGAGGUGGUGUCCGAAAUUGGAUAUGCCCAAACCCCUCAGAUCGAAAUCACAAAGGGCGUGGUGAGAGAAUGUGGACAUCAGGGUGUUCACUCAUCAAUGGCUCGCUGCUGGUUUUUUCUUUUCGGUGCAUGUACGGACUACGGAAUAAUGCGGAUUAUUAAGUUAUCUGCACGACG